Rotaria socialis is the source of this 1974-nucleotide messenger RNA. NCBI's taxonomy places the organism in Eukaryota, Metazoa, Rotifera, Eurotatoria, Philodinida, Philodinidae. The record is from the annotation of a GenBank genome assembly.
AUGAUGACUCAUCAAUCAAUGGAGCUCAACAACGAUGAAAGUUCAACUGAUGAUGAAGUCAUGAAAGAAGGCUCUCCUGUCAAUGAUGACAAAAUUGAUGAUGACGCUGUCAAUGUGGAAUUUGAUGAUCUGAAUGAAGAAGAGAAAGAGAAUUCUCACAUGGACAGUGGUAUCAUAGCUGAGUCAAGUGGCAAUGAUGAAUCAACUGAUCCUGAAUCGAUGGAAGAAGAUACAGGCCAUGCUUUGUAUGAACUGGAACACCAGAAAGACAAAGCAAUGGAAGAAUUAUCAAAAAUAUUCGAACUAUUGGACAUAGAUCCAAUCCAUGACAGAUCAGCAGUACUACCCAUUCGAGCCAAAGUCGAUGAGGUGUAUAGAAAACUUAAUCGAUUAUGUGACAUAUUGGAUGGAAAGGCUCAAGUUUUGCAUGAUCCAAAUCCUCACGGACUCAUGAAACGUGAAUCAAAUGAACUUGUGGGUAGUUUGAGAAAGUUACAUGCUGAUAGCGAUGCUAAUGAAGAAGUUCGCUUGAUGACAAUUGCUCCCACAGAAUGCGGUCAACAAAAAAUUGAAAAAUGGUUCAACUCAAAGCCAAAUCAGGCUCAACGAUUGCUCGUUCUUCGAAAAAACAAUGGAAUAUUAGCUUAUUCACAAUGUAUACGAGGAAAUAAUCGUCCUUUAUCUGAUUCAACAAUUGAUGCUGUGGUCAAAUUCUAUCGUGAGGAUGGCAUCAGUCGAACCUCAUCCAAUUCCAAAGACACAAUUAAAAUCGACGGGCAAGCAGUGGCAGUUCGGUUUUUAGAAAUGACUCUCUUGGAUGCUUAUCACAUAUUCGAUGAACGACAUCCUGGAGCUGUUGCAAGAUCAACUUUUAAUGCUCUUCGACCACGAGAAGUAAAAACCGCAACACCACAUGACACGUGCAUGUGUAUUAUCCAUGAGAACAUGGAUCUGUUAUUGAAGGGGUGGAACAACUACUACCGAAAAUGCGUCAGUGUAGGUUCUUUAUCAACUAAUGACAACGUCAAUAUGAAGGAUCUGAUCACUCAAAUGGUUUGCACUAUCUCUAAUGAAAAGUGCUUUAAUGAUGAAUGUGAUGAUUGCCCAAUGAAAAGCAUCACGGAUAUUCUUACAGAUAACAACAUAAUGGAUUUAGAUGACGAAUGCUCAUGGAAUUUGUGGAAGAAAGUCAAUAAUAAGUUCGACCUUCAACAGAUGUCUGGCUCAAUUGACUCUCUAUUAACGGAAAUUGAAGAAGGCUGGCCAUUAUUCUUACUUCACACACAUAUUAAUCGUGAACAACGUGAAUGUACCAAAGACUUGCGUUGCCAAUCAACGGACAAAACGUUCGUUGUUGCUCAAAUAGAUUUUUCAAUGAAUUAUACACUGGUACGUCAGCGUGAAGUUCAACAAGGAUUUUUUAGUCAGCACCAAGUCACCUUAUUUACAAUUCAUCUGACCAUAGGAAAAGAACAACGAAAUUUAGCGAUCAUCAGUGAUUAUAUGGAACACACAACGGUGUUUGUGCACUGUGAACAAAAGGUUCUUACUCAAUUUAUCAAGAAAAAUUUUCCGUUGGUAAAGAAGAUCAAUUAUGUGAGCGAUGGUGCAUGUGCGCAUUUCAAAAACAAUGCCAGCAUUUUGAACCUAAUUCACCACAAGAUCGACUUUGAUUUGGAUGCUUGUUGGACAUUUACAGCUACAGGGCAUGGAAAGGGUGCUGGCGACGGCAUUGGUGCAGUACUUAAGUUCUCGGCUAGACGUGCUACACUUUCCAAGAAUAUUCUCAUGUCAAAUCCAAAAGACUUCUACGAAUUCACACAAAAACAACAACUUGAAACAGCAAGAAGAUCUAACAAAGAUAUUCCUGGUGUUCAUGCCUUCUUUCUUGAAUCAGAUGAAAUAGAAGAAGCGAAAAACUUCGAACAACAGGUGAAAAAGGCUUUUGCUUCUAUUCGUUUAUGUCUGUAUUGA